AUGCCCCCAAAGCGCCCACCCCAAAGUAGUGGUGGGCCAUCAGUGCCCCUUGCCAAUUCUGGAAGUACGAGGGCGGUGCCGCGAAGAGCAGACCGAGCUGAGGGUUCAAGAGGUGCGAUUCGUAGCCAGAGUGUGCCGAGGAACUCUGAAAUUUUUGAUGUGAAGGAGUCCUUUGCGGCAGAUCCCAAACCACCAGGACGUGCCAAAGCAUCUGCACAACUGCGCUCAUCUGGUCAGGGAAUGGCAUAUGCUCGAGGUGCACAGGCGAUGAGGGAACAACAGGCCCUUAGACAAAAACUGCAGGUGGGUGCUCGAGAUCGGUCUUCUUUGGUUCUGGAACUGGUUGUGCGGGUAGCGUGUGCAGCUAUGCAACAUGCGGUGAGAGAAGUGUGUGCAGUGAGAACAUGUUCACGGCAGCUGUGUGAGACAUGUUCUGAAGAUGCUGUGUGGGAGCAGUUGUACCGGCUUCGAUGGACACCUUCAUCUUCUGUCGCCACCGGUUGGCGACAGGCGUACUUGGCACGCUUGCGGAGACUUCAAGCCUCAUUUUUGGCCCGUAACCUUCCGAAUUUCGUUCGCAAGCUUCGACGUCGAGAUGGUCUACCAGACUUGAGGAAGAUUCAUGAUGCACUGCGCAUGAGCUUCUCAUUGUCUUUGUCGCAUGGUCCCAGUGCUUCCUGCCAAACAAUUGACUUCACUGAGGCAAAUGUGGAUGCUUCCAUCCAGCUCUUUGAUACUGCUUUAUGCCUUCGAUGUACUUUCUCGACAUUGAACCUCAAGUGUCCUCUUCAUUAUCAACUCCGAGGUAGAUCAUUGGCCUGUGGGAAAGAUGAGGUCUUGUUGACAUCUAGCCUUCAAAGCCCAGAAGAUUGGAGCCAGAGCUCCAUCCAAGAAGACUGCAGAUUUCUGAGAAGUCCCUGCGGCCGGGUGUUUGCAGCCUUGUGGGGCGACGACUCUUUGGCUGGGAUAUAUGUGACAUUGCACUAUGCGCAAAGCUUAUGGCCCAUCAUUGGCGCCAGUGAAGCAUGGGCAUUGUUGGCCAGACCCCCUGAGCCAGAUGAUUUGGACUCUGCACUCGGUCUUCAUGACUACACUGUUCUGUUAACACUCCGAAGUGCUAAGCAAGAAUGCUUCUCCAACGGAUUCUACAAAGUCCACCUGUUUGGUCUUGGCUCAAUCACGUCUGGAUUUGGUGGGGUCCUUGUAGACGGCCGCUGCUGUGUUGAGCAAAGCCAAGCGGCGGCUGGAUAUGUGGAGGGCAAACCAUCUUCUCGUCAAAAGCGCCGAGACAAGUCGUACAAUGCAGAGGUUUCACACUUUGAAGCCUUGGCGCCCCACGACUCGGGGGUCCAACUUCCGUUUCCCUGUCUACGAGCCCCUCAAAUCACACUCCAAACGGCAGCCUUCAAGUCGGUGCUGCCAGAGGCUUAG
Durusdinium trenchii is the source of this 1431-nucleotide messenger RNA. The record is from the annotation of a GenBank genome assembly. NCBI's taxonomy places the organism in Eukaryota, Dinophyceae, Suessiales, Symbiodiniaceae.